Molecule: messenger RNA, 357 nt
Organism: Ilex paraguariensis (yerba mate)
Lineage: Eukaryota; Viridiplantae; Streptophyta; Magnoliopsida; Aquifoliales; Aquifoliaceae
Source: the annotation of a GenBank genome assembly
AUGGACGUUCCCUUACUACAAGCACCAAGUGAAACUGAAGCUGAUGGAUUACCAUUGGUAAUGGCACAACAGCAAAAUCAAAAUGAGUGUGAGCACAUUGUUGACAUAUCAAGGAGCAAUGAUGCUUCAUCAAGCUUGUCUCCUAGUGAUCCUCUUCCUGAAGUCAAUCCACCAGGGCAUGAGGACAGACCAUCAAGUAGCUUACCGGCCAUCACUUGUCAAACUCCUCCUUCAUCGUCAAAUACGGUCAACUCCAGGAACUCUAUGUUUAUGAGGAGAAGUGAAGGUUAUGCUCAUCGCCACAGGAAUCCAUUGAAUUCUGGCAUCUAUUGUUGUUUUGUCCUUGUCAAGGCAUGA